AGAACCUACACUUGAGUAACGAUCGUUUACGAUCUAUAACCAGCUGUAGAACAGAAACCUACGACUCUUCUAAAGUUUUGUGUUAUUCCGAUCGGUCCAGUCGCAGCCACUGUUUGGUGUUUACUAUAAUAAGUGUACAGUACAAUAAGAUAAUAUUUUCACAAGACUUGGUGUGUUCAACAUCGAUUGGGAGUGUGCAUCGUUCACUACAAAGAUAUAAGACAAAAUAAAGAUGACCAAAGGCAUGAAGACUCCCGCCAUCGGCAUUGACCUGGGCACCACCUACUCCUGUGUGGGGAUUUUCCAGCACGGCAAGGUGGAGAUCAUCGCUAACGACCAGGGCAACAGGACCACGCCCAGCUAUGUGGCCUUCACAGACACCGAGAGACUGGUGGGAGACGCGGCCAAAAACCAGGCUGCUCUCAACCCCAGCAACACCAUCUUUGACGCCAAGAGACUGAUAGGUCGCAAGUUCACCGACAAGUCCGUUCAGUCGGACAUGAAGCACUGGCCGUUCCAAGUGGCGGAGGUGGACAGCCGGCCAAAGAUUGAGGCCGAGUACAAAGGAGAGAGGAAAUUGUUUGCCCCUGAAGAAGUGAGCUCCAUGGUUCUGAGCAAAAUGAAGGAAACCGCCGAGGCGUACCUGGGCCAGAAAGUGACGGAGGCUGUGAUCACAGUCCCCGCUUACUUCAACGACUCCCAGAGACAGGCCACCAAAGACGCCGGUGCCAUUGCUGGCCUGAACGUUCUGAGAAUGAUCAAUGAGCCCACAGCAGCGGCCCUCGCCUACGGCCUUGACAAAGGACAGAGUGGAGAGAAAAACGUGCUCAUCUUUGACCUUGGAGGAGGCACGUUUGAUGUGAGCGUCCUCACCAUUGACGAGGGCUCCAUGUUUGAAGUGAAAGCCACAUCGGGGGAUACACAUCUGGGAGGCGAGGACUUUGACAACCGACUCGUGUCUCAUUUCCUGCAAGAGUUCAAGCGGAAACAUAACAAAGACAUCAGCAAAAAUGCCAGAGCCACCAGACGUCUGCGCACAGCCUGCGAGAGAGCCAAAAGAACUCUGUCCAGCAGUUCGGAGGCGUCCAUCGAGAUCGACUCGUUGUUCGAGGGCAUGGACUACUACACGAAAAUCUCCAGAGCCAGAUUCGAGGAAUUGUGUGCGGAUCUGUUCAGAAGCACCCUGGAGCCGGUGGAAAGCGCUCUAAGAGACGCCAAACUGGACAAAGGCAAAAUCGACGAGGUGGUGCUGGUGGGAGGCUCCACGCGUAUCCCGAAAAUCCAGAAACUUCUGAGCGACUUUUUCAACGGGAAAGAGUUGAACAAGUCCAUCAACCCCGAUGAGGCCGUGGCGUAUGGCGCUGCAGUCCAAGCCGCUGUUCUGACGGGGGACAAGAGUGAGGCCAUCAGAGACGUGUUGCUCGUGGACGUGGCUCCCCUGUCUCUGGGCAUCGAGACGGCGGGCGGCGUGAUGACCUCUCUCAUCAAACGAGGCAGCACCAUUCCCGCCAAGACCUCCCAGGUGUUCACCACCUACUCGGACAACCAGCCAGGUGUGGACAUUCAGGUGUUUGAAGGGGAGAGAGCUAUGACCAAAGACAACAACCUCCUGGGCAAAUUCCAACUGUCGGGCAUCCCUCCGGCACCCCGUGGUGUGCCCCAGAUUGAGGUCACCUUUGACGUGGACGCUAACGGAAUUCUCAACGUGACAGCUCAAGACAAAAGCACGGGGAAAAGUAGCCACAUCACCAUCAAGAACGAAAGAGGGCGACUGAGCCAGGCGGAGAUUGACAGGAUGCUGGCCGAUGCGGACAAGUACAAGGACGAAGAUGAGAAGCAAAGAGAACGAGUUUCGGCUCGCAACCAGCUAGAAACGUACAUUUUCCACGUGAAGCAGGCGGUAGAUGCAGCUGGAGACAAGCUGCCCUCUCCUGAUAAGGACGCUGUUCUCAAGGCCUGCAAUGACUCUCUCAGCUGGCUAGACAACAACAGUCUGGCCGACAAGGAAGAAGUGGAAGAUCGUCUGAAGGAACUCCAGAAGACAACCUCGUCUGUGAUGGCCAAACUCCACACCCAGGGUCAGUCUCAAGGUCAAGGAAGUUCACAGGGUUCAUCGGGUCCACAUGGACCCAGUGUUGAGGAGAUGGACUAAUCUACCCUUACCUUGUAUCCUAAUCAUUGAUCUCAAGACACUUUCAAACAGUAUUUUCACAUGGUUUUGUUAAAAAUCGAUGUGUAUUAGAUUAUUUUUAUCAUGUAUAUAAGCUUGUAUGUACAUCUUGUCUAUAAUCUAAAAAUAUUUAAGUACAAGCAGUGGUAUUACCAUGUGUUAGCCUUUAUCAAAUUGAUGUAUUAUUUGCUGUAAGUAAAUAAUUAUACAUUAACAGUUUACUUUAUGCUUGAGCUGUAUAAAAAUACAUGUACAUUGUAUAAACAUGUAAAAAGUAUUUUUUUAAAUUUCCAUGUUAUGUUUGGUGCUACACACAUACAAAAUGUAUUGUUGUUUUGUUUCUGAAAAUGAAAA
Molecule: messenger RNA, 2524 nt
Organism: Aplysia californica (California sea hare)
Lineage: Eukaryota; Metazoa; Mollusca; Gastropoda; Aplysiida; Aplysiidae
Product: heat shock protein 70 B2
Exons: 2
Coding region: 233-2152 (639 amino acids)
Biological process (GO): protein refolding; cellular response to unfolded protein
Cellular component (GO): cytoplasm
Molecular function (GO): ATP binding; heat shock protein binding; misfolded protein binding
Source: RefSeq, a predicted model, not a curated record